Molecule: messenger RNA, 543 nt
Organism: Alligator sinensis (Chinese alligator)
Lineage: Eukaryota; Metazoa; Chordata; Crocodylia; Alligatoridae
Product: serpin B11-like
Exons: 2
Coding region: 1-543 (180 amino acids)
Biological process (GO): negative regulation of endopeptidase activity
Molecular function (GO): serine-type endopeptidase inhibitor activity
Source: RefSeq, a predicted model, not a curated record
AUGAUCAUACUGCUACCAGAUGACAUCACCAAUAGAGAUAAUGGCCUGAAAAAGAUUGAAAGGACAAUGAUUGCUGAGAAAUUAGCACUUUGGACCUCCUCAGAAAGCCUGAUGGAGAGAAAAGUGGAGGUGUAUCUUCCAAGGUUCAAACUUGAGGACAUGUUUAAUCUCAAAUCAUCUUUAAAAGAAAUGGGGAUGACUGACGUCUUUGGUGAGUUAAAAGCUGAUCUUUCUGCAAUAUCAGAAAUAAAAUCUCUAUAUAUAUCAGAGGCUGUUCACAAGGCCUAUGUGGAGGUUAACGAGGAGGGCACUGAGGCAGCAGCAGCAGCCACAGGAGCAGUCAUUAACCCAAGAUCCUUGCCAUCUAGUGAACUAUUCAUGGCUGAUCACCCUUUCUUCUUCUUUAUCCGGCACAAUCCCACCAAUACCAUACUCUUCUUGGCAAACUGUGCUCUCCUUAAAAUCAAAGUACAUUUUUUGUUUUUUACCACAGCCAGGGACAGAUGGAACAAUAUUGAACUGCAGCCUGACAUGAAAUAUUAA